CAAUGACAAAAUAAGUAGAGUAUUUAUUUCCACCAUCUGAACCGCAGUAGAAAAUUGAAACCCCAAAAAUUCUCCCCAAAUCUUUGUCUAACAUAACCUCAUUCUCUCUUUAAGAAAAAAAAAAAAAUAUAACACAACCUUCUUCUAGCUCAUUUUCCAGCUUAAAAAAAUCUCACAGAUUUUCGUUCAUCUUGGUUAUUAGUUUCCUUUCUUUUAUGAUCGAGAUGAAGAACCGGAGCAAUCUGAAGGGAUUGUUGGCUGCCAUUUUGGUCUUCUUCCUCGGCGCCGCGCUUUUUAUCUCCAGCCUUACCGGAACCGGAACCCCCUUCCUCUGCUCUCUGCCUAAAUUUGUUGACGAUUAUACCCCCACAGCGGUUCAGCUCCAGGCGGUGCUCCACUACGCCACGUCCCAUACGACCCCGCAGCAAUCGAGAGGCGAGAUCGGCGUCUCCUUCGACGUCCUCAAAUCGCGGGCGCCGUGCAACUUCCUCGUAUUCGGUCUCGGCCACGACUCGCUCAUGUGGGCCUCGUUUAACCCACGUGGCACGACGCUGUUCCUUGAGGAGGACCCCAAGUGGGUCCAGACCAUCCUGAAGGACGCGCCGGAGUUGCGGGCGGAGACCGUGAACUACCGCACGCAGCUGAAGCAGGCGGACGAGCUGCUCUCCUCGUACAAAUCCGAACCGGCGUGCGCGCAGUCCGGGGCGGUCCUACGUGGCAACGAGCGGUGCAAGCUGGCGCUGAGCAACCUGCCGGGCGAGGUGUACGACAAGGAGUGGGACCUGAUCAUGAUCGACGCGCCGCGGGGUUAUUUUCCCGAGGCGCCUGGUCGGAUGGCGGCUAUAUUCUCGGCGGCUGUCAUGGCCAGGAGGAGGCGGGGAUCAGGUGCCACGCACGUGUUCUUGCACGACGUGGACCGGAAGGUGGAGAAGGCUUUUGCCGAGGAGUUUCUUUGCCGGAAGUACCUUGUUAAGGCCGUCGGGAGGCUCUGGCAUUUUGAGAUUCCUUCAGCCGCUAACGCCACCGACACCGCUGGCGUGCGUUUUUGCUAAAAUGCCCUAAUAUUCAUGUUUACCUUCUGUUAAAAAAAGAAAAAGAACAAAAGCCUUUCGGCAUAGCCAUAAUAGGGUCCUGGUAAUCUUUCUUUUCUGCUGCGCUUUGUUACCAAAAAUAAAUAAUUGUUUUAGCCUUUUAGGUUACCAAAAAGAAAUAAUACUUUUAGCCUUUUAGGUUAA
Molecule: messenger RNA, 1235 nt
Organism: Rosa chinensis
Lineage: Eukaryota; Viridiplantae; Streptophyta; Magnoliopsida; Rosales; Rosaceae
Product: probable methyltransferase At1g27930
Exons: 1
Coding region: 216-1052 (278 amino acids)
Biological process (GO): xylan biosynthetic process
Source: RefSeq, a predicted model, not a curated record